Cryphonectria parasitica EP155 is the source of this 738-nucleotide messenger RNA. Its product is annotated as alpha/beta-hydrolase. The record is from RefSeq and is a predicted model, not a curated record. The transcript has 3 exons. Lineage: Eukaryota; Fungi; Ascomycota; Sordariomycetes; Diaporthales; Cryphonectriaceae. Bases 1 to 738 code for a protein of 245 amino acids.
AUGCCUACUACUACUGACAUUGUUCUCGUUCCUGGUUACUGGGAAGGUCCCACGGUCUGGCGGGGCGUGGUCCCUGGGCUUGAGAAGGACGGGUUCAAUGUUACGACCAUCAAGCUCCUCAGCACUGGCACACCUGCCUCAGAGUCUCCUAAAAGUCCAUCCAUGUACGACGACAUUGACGUUAUUCGCAAAGCUAUUGAAGAAAUUGUGGACCAAGGUAAGAACGUUGUGCUGGUAGGGCACUCUGCCGGCGCUUUCUUAGGAUCUCAUGCCCUACAGAACCUCACUCCGAAAGCCCGCGAGGAGGGUGGCAAGCCGGGAGCGGGAGCCGUUGUCAAGUUGGCAUUUAUUGCAGGGGCACUUUUCCCGCCCGGGCACGAGCAUGGGCCAGCUCCGUUCAUGAACGUGCAGGGAGACAAGUUAUUCUGCAAGGCUCCUCGCGAUCUCCUAUUCAAUGACAUUGUCAGCGACGAGGAGGCUCAAUCAGAGGUGGAAAAGCUUUCCUUCCAGUCAGGCUUUGGCUGGGACAACACAAUUCAAUAUGCGGGCUGGUUAGAAAUCCCAAGUGCUUAUCUGGUCUGCGAGAAGGAUGCGUGUUUCCCUCCCCCGCUCCAAAGGCAGAUUGCUGAAGGUGCAAAGAGCUCACCAAUUGAAUUUUGCGAUGCUGGCCACAUGGCGCCAAUCACACAGUCCAAGGUCGUGGUAGACUUCAUCGUUAGGACGGCUAAGUCUGUGUAA